AAAUGGGUAAUCGGGAUGUAUCCAAGAUCCAAUGUGUGUAUAUCCUCAGGGGCGGGCGAGUCCGGGAAGUCCACUUUCAUCAAACAGAUGCGUAUCAUCCACGGCAGCGGUUACUCGGACGAGGACAAGCGGGGGUACAUCAAGCUGGUGUUUCAGAACAUAUUCAUGGCCAUGCAGUCAAUGAUCAAGGCCAUGGAUAUGCUGAAGAUUUCCUAUGGUCAGGGAGAGCAUAGUGAACUGGCCGAUCUGGUGAUGAGCAUCGAUUACGAGACCGUUACCACGUUCGAGGAUCCAUACUUGAAUGCCAUCAAAACGCUUUGGGACGAUGCUGGCAUCCAGGAGUGCUAUGAUCGUCGUAGGGAAUAUCAGCUGACUGAUUCAACUGAAUAUUUCUUGAGCGACAUAAGUCGAAUUGGACAGGCUGAUUACUUGCCAACCGAGCAGGAUAUUCUGUGUGCCCGAGAGCCGACAUUUAAUAUUCAGGUCUAUCCUUUUGAGUUGGAUGGCCUUAUGCUGAGUAUGGUGGAUGUUGCAGGCCAGCGAACCGAGAGAAGAAAGUGGAUUCAUUUUUUUUCGAAUGUAUCAUCAAUUAUAUUUUUGGCAGCACUAUCGGAAUACGAUCAGUUCAUGAUGGGAUCCGAAAACGAAAAUCGGUUGGAGGAAUCAAAGGCUUUAUUUCAUACUAUAAUAACAUUCGAGUGGUUUCAAAACGCUUCAAUCAUCCUUUUCCUAAACAAGAAGGACGUGUUGGAGGAGAAAAUAAUGUAUUCGCAUUUGGCAGACUAUUUUCCUGAUUACGAUGGUCCACCACAAGAUGCAAAUGCUGCCCAAGAAUACGUGCUACAGUUGUUUGAAGACGUUAGUUUAGAUACACCUAAAAAGAUAUAUUCCCAUUUUACCUGUGCUACAGAUACGGAAAAUAUUACGUUUGUGUUCGCCGCAGUUAAGGAUGCCGUUUUGCAAUGCAACCUAAAAGAAAGUAAUUUGUUUUAAUUUUAGAUGUAGAACACCGCUUUACUUUUCCAAAGUAGAUUUUAUACUUUUAUA
Messenger RNA from Drosophila teissieri, 1047 nucleotides. Its product is annotated as G protein alpha q subunit. Lineage: Eukaryota; Metazoa; Arthropoda; Insecta; Diptera; Drosophilidae. Gene Ontology annotation, cellular component: heterotrimeric G-protein complex. Bases 16 to 993 code for a protein of 325 amino acids. Gene Ontology annotation, biological process: adenylate cyclase-modulating G protein-coupled receptor signaling pathway. The record is from RefSeq and is a predicted model, not a curated record. Gene Ontology annotation, molecular function: guanyl nucleotide binding; G protein-coupled receptor binding; GTPase activity. The transcript has 7 exons.